GUUCUCUCGCGACAAUAUUCCAAUCUUGCAUCAAUAAAAAAGGGUGUCCAUUGAUUCUGCCUUCCAAUACAUUCUUUCGCUUGUCUUUUUGUCUUCCCCUUUCUUCCAUGUCCAUUUAAGAAGAAAAAUCGACAAUUCCUUUUGCUCUUGCUCACAUUUUCUCUCCCUUUUACUACAAUAACAACAACAGCAGCAACGACAACAACGAUAGCAACGACCGCAAACAACAAACAACAACAGCAUCGUAUAAUUAAACAUGAUUUCAAACAGACGUUUAAGCAAUACUUCGCUGUUAGCUGCGACGAUCUUUUCUCUACUGAUCCUUCAAAGCCCAUCAUCACACGCUGCACCUAUCUCUAAACUUCUGCCCAUCGCUCCUCGACAUCCUGCAACUUUUUUUUCAGCUUCUUCAUUAUCAUCAUUGUCUCAAUUGCAACUUUCUGAAACUCAAUUACUCCUGGAACAACAGCAGCAACUACAACAGGUUCAACGUCAACCAACAUCAACUGGAAGAGCACAAAUCCGAAGACGACGACUAGAAGAACCGCCCUUCGCAUCAUCAUCCGACACCGUUGCCGAGUCAUGGUUCAGAUCGCAACAGCAACAAUCACAGCAGCAACCACAACAGCAGCAGCAAACAAUAAAUACUGAUCCAUCACCACCAUCGUGGCCUUCACAACAAGAGUCGAAACCAAUCUGGUCCGAUCGCACACUCGAAGGCCACGCAGUUUUGGAUGAGGACGAUGACGAUGCUGGGAACGAGUUGUUGGACACAGAGGCUGACGGUUUUUUGAGGCCCGACGCGGACGACGAAAUUGAAGACACUAUUGAGGGCCAAAUCCUUGUCGAAGAAGAAGAGGAUGAGGAUGAAGGAGAAGGAUAUGAAGAUCAAUUUGGUGAAAACGACAUCGGACUCCAAAAUGAAGUAGAUGAGGACAUGUAUACGUUUAUGGAGAGCAGAAACCAUGAAAGGACUCCACACCAGGUUGAUCCCAUGUGGAAAGGCAUGAUCCGCAAGUUGUCGCCUGUCGCAGGCUUGCCUGAGAAAAUUAAUGGCGAGUCAGCUCAGAUCAUCAGCAACGUCUAAGAAGCAAACACAAAAAACAAACAAAAACAAACAAACAUCACCAUGUCUCAACAUUUGGAAAAGGAAAAAUUAAGUCCACGUUCACAAUCGUUAGUGCGUACUUAGUCAAUGCAUUUUUGCAUUUUUGGUUUCUUUCUCUGAUUCAUCAAUGAUGACGAUGCUGGUGAUAGAUACCGCAAC
Messenger RNA from Lobosporangium transversale, 1267 nucleotides. RefSeq lists its product as hypothetical. The record is from RefSeq and is a predicted model, not a curated record. Bases 257 to 1087 code for a protein of 276 amino acids. Lineage: Eukaryota; Fungi; Mortierellomycota; Mortierellomycetes; Mortierellales; Mortierellaceae. The transcript has a single exon.